UAAAAAAAGAGGAAUAUUCGUCCAUCGACAGACCGGAAGAAAUGAAAAAAAACUUCUAGAAAGCCUGCUAUUUGACCAUUGCCAGAUCCAGCAAGGUGUGUUAUUAAAACGAUAUAUAAAACGAAAGAGACGGUGAUGUAUUUCUUCAUCCGGCUAACAUAAGCUAAGUUAUUUAAGAGUCCAUUGAUAAAAGAUUAAACGUGUGUCCUCUACACUAAGCCAUGGGAACUGAUAAGAGGCCCAGUCGGGGUGAACGUAAUGGAAGGUAUGGUUCGGAUGGGAGGAGAGAUGAUACAGAAUGGCAUGAAAGACGAAGUAGAGAUGUGGAGAGGGAUUAUGACCGACGAUGGAGUGAUGAUAGACACAGAGAGCGCUUUGAUGAGCGCAGAGACAGUCCAGAGAGGGGCCGAAAAAGACGCAACAGUGACAGAUCUGAUGAUGAAUAUGAUGGGGAUUAUCCAGACCAGGACUACAGAAUGGAGCAGGAGGAGGAGAGCAAAACUAUUAUGUUAAGGGGUCUCUCUCUUCAUGUCACAGAGGAUGAUAUCCGCACGGCACUUGAGCAACUGCAGGGACCCCAACCUGUGGACAUACGUUUGAUGAAGAAAAGGACAGGUAUAAGCCGAGGUUUCGCCUUCGUGGAGUUUUAUCACUUGCAAGAUUCUACCCGAUGGAUGGAGACCAAUCAGAACAAGUUGGUGAUCCAGGGGAAAAGCAUUGCAGUGCACUACAGCAACAGGAGACAGAAGUUCGAGAACUGGCUUUGCAAUGCCUGUGGUCUGUACAAUUUUCGGAAGAGGCUGAAGUGUUUCAGGUGUGGAGCAGCAAAAGUUGAAGGAGAGUCUCCUGGAGUAAAUGGUUUAAAUGUAGAGUCAGCGCAGCCAGGAGAUUACAAUGGAGACACAAUCAUUUUGAGGAACAUCGCCCCCCUUUCAACUGUGGAUGGCAUUUUGAACAUAUUGGCCCCCUAUGCCAACCUGUCUGCUGGCAACAUCCGCCUUAUCAAAGACAAGCAAACAGGACAGAACCGAGGCUUUGCCUUUGUCCAACUCUCCUCUCCCUUGGAGGCCUCUCAACUGCUUACCAUUCUCCAGAGCCUUCAGCCACCUCUAAAACUCGAUGGGAAAACAAUCGGUGUGGAUUAUGCCAAGAGUGCUAGAAAAGACUCAGCACAGCCUGAUGGGAUCAGAGCCAGUGCUCUCUCUGUUGCCAGCACAGCCAUUGCUGCUGCUCAGUGGUCAUCCAGCCAGUUACAACAAGGCUCAGGUGCCAGCUCUGACUACAUCACUCUUCCAGAGGGCUUUGCACAGCAAACGCAGGGACAGAAUUAUCAAGUGUGGCAGCAGCAGGCGGAAGGAUUGUCUCCUGUCGUCGGAGAUGGAUUGCUCGGAGCUGCUCCAGGAAUGAAGACUUUGAUCCCUUCAGCCACUGGUGUGGUCAUAUCCCAGACGGCUCAGGUUUAUCAACCUGUGAUUAUCAGCCAGCCUGCCAUACAGUCACAUCAACUUGCGAGGGCGGUUGAUGCCGUACAACAGGCUGCUAGUGUUAGCACUGCAUCACUGGUGACACCAGCAGGUUCCACUGUUGCAACUACGGUUCCUGCUGCCCCGUCUGCUCCUACAUCAGCUGACCCCGACUCCUCUACAUACCAGUAUGAUGAGUCUUCAGGUUACUAUUACGAUCCACAGACUGGUCUGUACUAUGAUCCCGGCAGCCAAUACUAUUAUAACUCCAAGACUCAGCAGUACCUCUACUGGGACAGUGAGAAGGAGACAUACAUCCCUGUGCCAGCAGACACACGCACAGAACAAGCAUCCACAGCUAACACAGCAGCAUGUUCCUCAGCCACAGUUGCCACAAGCAGUAAAGAGCCCAAAGAGAAAAAAGAGAAACCCAAAAGCAAGUCUGCACAGCAGAUUGCGAAGGACAUGGAACGCUGGGCAAAAAGCUUAAAUAAGCAAAAAGAAACUUUUAAGAGCAGUUUCCAAGGCUUAGGACCAUCUAAGGAGGAAGACAAGAAAGAGUCUGCUGCUGCCGAUGCAGGUUUCUCCCUCUUUGAGAAAAAGCAAAUGGGAUGUUUUGAGAUACCAUCCCUCAUGAAUGAACAGUUCAAAAUGCCAGAGCUGGAGACUUCCACUAAGAGUGGUCUGGUUGCUGCUUACAACGGGGACAGCGACCCAGAGGAGGGCAGCUCAGAUAGAGCAGCGGACGAGGAGGGAAAAAUAACAGACUGGAAGAAGAUGGUCUGUCUGCUGUGUCGACGGCAGUUCCCCACCAAAGAGGCUCUGCUGCGUCACCAGCAGCUCUCUGACCUCCACAAGCAAAAUUUGGAAAUUCAGAGAAGAUCAAGACUUUCAGAAGCUGAGCUGGAGGAGCUGGAGAGGAAAGAGACUGAGCUGAAAUACAGAGACAGAGCUGCAGAGAGGAGGGAGAAGUAUGGUGUUCCUGAACCUCCUGCACCUAAGAAGAAAUUUUAUCAACCUCCGACCCCAACAGUAAACUAUGAACAGCCAACCAAAGACGGCCUAACAAGUGAUAAUAUUGGGAACAAAAUGUUACAAGCCAUGGGCUGGCAGGAGGGCAAAGGUCUGGGGCGCCACCAACAGGGCAUCACUGCUCCUAUCUCAGCUUCAUUAAGGACCAAGGGCACAGGCUUGGGUAUUAAAGGAAGCUCAUAUGAACUCUCAGCAUCUGACACCUACAAGGAUGCUGUUCGUAAGGCCAUGUUUGCACGCUUCACUGAGAUAGAGUGAACUGGAGAGAGAGAAGUAAUCACACUGAACUGUGAAAUCCUAAUUUUGUGGCCAAAAAAUCUUACUGUGACAAGGAGAAAAGUUGAUGUUUUUUUUAUCUCCCUGUACAGUUUUGAACUGUAAUUUAUAUCCUCUUAAUGUAUAAAGUGUAAAAUGUAGGUUUGUUUAAUAUAGCUUGAUAUUUUGUCAUCCAAAUUAUGUCAUGUUGUAUAAACUUGUACAUUUGUUUUAAUGUUAAAACAUAGAAUGAUGUUGAUCUGCUGAGGUUUCAUGUUCGUGUGAGACUCUAAAAGAAUCAGUGUGAUCAUUAAACCUGACAUUUGUGUCACAAAUACUUCUAUAAAAGUUUUUUCUCCCUUUUGAACAAAUGUCCUAGAAAGAAUGUCAUAGAAAAUGGACAACUUGUCAUUUAUGCAACGUUACUUCAUAAUACUACAGAUUAUUGAAUAAUACAGUGCCCUGCAGCUUUUGCGUUACCAUUCUUAUGUUGUGAAAAUAGGACUCAAAUGCUUUUACUUUUGUAAGCAACAGAAAUUUACCACGGUAGGUAUACAGUAAAAUUAUUGCAAGUGCAGUUACUGAGCUGUUAAACCACAAACUAAUGUGAUUGGCAUUAAUGAUCUCUUAGAUCAAUAUUACGAGGUCAAAGUGGUCUGAGAACUUGAGAGCAAGCUGUCAUUCUUACAUAUGACCUGACAGUGGAUGGUUGUUCUUGUCAAGUUUCCAUUUUCCAGUUCUAAAUGCUUCCAUACCACUAUUAAAAAUCCCUCUUAACCUAAUGCACAUCAAUUCAUUUCAUGGUUAGAAUCUGCAGGUUAAGCCUGUUUUUUUGUGACAUUGAUACAGGCGGAAAACAAGGAGGAAACAUGAUUUGAGAGGUUAAACCUUUUGGUAUCCCCCAGACUGUACAGCCUCAGUCUCUACUGUGGUUUUAUUGUACAGUACAGAAAAAUAAUCUAAAAAAUAUUUUGACUGAAUAUUUGUUGUUUUGAUAAAAAUAUAACAUCAUUUAGUCUUUCUCUCAGCUACUACUAGACAUGUUCCAUUAUUUGUGCCAGACGCCCUUUUGGCUGCCUUCAUAUCCUCUUUCCUGGGGCUCAGUGUGUAGCAUGUUCCACCAGCUCUCGCCUCAGUGGGAAUGUCAGUGUUUUUGAACAUGCUCCACAGAACUUUGUGUCGUGUGUGUUUGGGUCAUUCCACCUUUCUGCUUGUGAAACCACAGAGAUAGGGUAGCUCCUGCCACCCUCUGCUGUGUGUACUUUUUUCUCCAGCCCUGUAAAGAUAAAUAUCCAGAACGAGGUGGUUUAUUUUUCCAUGGGUAGAUCUUAUGUAGGUGAAUUAAAAGUCAUUUGUGGUGCCAGUAUUAAGUUUCAGUGGAUGUUUGAGAGACUUCAUCAUUGUGCUAGUUUUCUCUUUAUCUCCUUUUUUUUAAUGUGUUAUUUAGAUACUUGUGUUGUGUUUCAGCUGUUUUCAGUUUAAAAAAAAAAUCACUCUCAUUCUGACCACUAGGGGGCAAUGUCAGUUUUUGAAGAAAUUUCUUAAACCAGGAACAAUUAAACAUGAUAAAAUUACAAAAACACAAAAAAUCUGUUAUUAUCCAUAAACAUAUGAAACUUGGUUAGUUCAUUUGUUUCUUAAACUUUCACUUUUAUAAAGCCCACCAAUGAUGUUAAAUAUAUUUUUAUGCU
Molecule: messenger RNA, 4441 nt
Organism: Seriola dumerili (greater amberjack)
Lineage: Eukaryota; Metazoa; Chordata; Actinopteri; Carangiformes; Carangidae
Product: RNA-binding protein 5-like
Exons: 25
Coding region: 222-2753 (843 amino acids)
Biological process (GO): mRNA splicing, via spliceosome
Cellular component (GO): nucleus
Molecular function (GO): RNA binding
Source: RefSeq, a predicted model, not a curated record